GGUAAGAGCUCUGCUAGGUCGUUCCAAAAGUGUCAUGAUGGAGCACUACUCGCCGACUUCUGUGCAAGUUGGUUCUUGCUCCGAUAAGUCGAUCACCAAGCCCCACAGUCUGACUUUACGCCAAGGGAAAGGUCACAAAUUUCGGAGCGAUAAAUAAACAGAUCCACUAUCUUUCUCGCAUAUUAACAAUUACGCAUAGGGUGGAGGUGUUCGCUUCUUGAUCAAAAUCAAACUCAUCAUGUGUAGGUCGUUAAGUAUUGGCCUUGUCCUCGUUGUUCAGGCAACGAGUCGACGAAGGCAAGACACAAAUCCAACAGAAAUAAACGAAGCUACAUCGUGGACCAAAACAACGAAGAAGAUAAAAGGCCUCAAAAUACAACCAGGACCAUGAACAAAGUGCGCAGCACACAAGCAGAAACGUCACCACUCUUUAUAGUCUUGAUCUCAAUUCUGUGUAGUUCUAAAUUUUUUCCUGUAAGUGUAUCAGUAUCGUCAUGAUGUUGGUUCAUUUAGAAACUCCCUCGACUCUUCUCUUCAUGCCACACGCCUAUCCCCACCCGCUGCGGCGGCUUGUCUUGCUCUGCUUAGUCGUCGAGAUUGAUCUCGACCGCCGCCAUCUGCAA
Amoebophrya sp. A25 is the source of this 623-nucleotide messenger RNA. NCBI's taxonomy places the organism in Eukaryota, Dinophyceae, Syndiniales, Amoebophryaceae. The record is from the annotation of a GenBank genome assembly.